AUGAUGAUUGAUGAUAUUAACGAUAUUAUCGUCGUUUCCGAUAUGUUCGAAUCGUGCGCAGCAGUAUUCGUCUCGCUUUCUUCGCGGCGUCAAUUUCUCGGCGAAGACGAAAGCGCAAUGAAAGUGAUGCUUUCUGUAGGAUUGGAUGCUUUCUGUACGGCUCUGACGAAGGCGAUAACGAAACGAAAAGCCGAAACGUUAGCUGUUGUUUAA
Necator americanus (New World hookworm) is the source of this 213-nucleotide messenger RNA. RefSeq lists its product as uncharacterized. Lineage: Eukaryota; Metazoa; Nematoda; Chromadorea; Rhabditida; Ancylostomatidae. The transcript has 3 exons. The record is from RefSeq and is a predicted model, not a curated record. The coding region runs from base 1 to 213 and encodes 70 amino acids.